Anolis sagrei ordinatus is the source of this 1653-nucleotide messenger RNA. It is a transcript of the gene P2RY1, whose product is annotated as purinergic receptor P2Y1. Gene Ontology annotation, molecular function: ATP binding; A1 adenosine receptor binding; G protein-coupled ADP receptor activity. The record is from RefSeq and is a predicted model, not a curated record. NCBI's taxonomy places the organism in Eukaryota, Metazoa, Chordata, Lepidosauria, Squamata, Anolidae. Gene Ontology annotation, biological process: platelet activation; phospholipase C-activating G protein-coupled receptor signaling pathway; relaxation of muscle. Gene Ontology annotation, cellular component: plasma membrane.
GGAUUCCGGAGCGUGGAGACAGGGCAGUUCAAGUGGAAUCGAUCCGCAUUCUUUCUCUCUCUGUGUUGACAUUCUUCCCAGUGAGAAGGCAUUGAUCUCUGUCUUCCCUCCAGUAAUAGACGGGGUGAGUGGGGAGAAGGAAGACGCACCCCCAAAUACCAAGGCGGGGACUUGUGGUGGCCAAAGAGACCGGGAGAAUGCGUGUAGCAUGACACCACGCAUGACACCACGAAGUGCCCUGGCUGCAUGCUGUGGCAUCCUAGGAGUUGUAGUUUGGCGAGGCACCAGCACGGGAAGCUUAUAAAACGUCCUGCCAUGAUUCCCUAGCCCAGAGGCAUGGCAGGGAAAGGGAUGUCAACCUGCCUUAGUUCUACACAGCGUGGAUGCACCCCAGAGACACUUGCUGAUACCUCUAGACCCAUGUAAGCAACUUUGUGGGAGUAACCAUGACUGAAGUCCUUCUGUCUGCUGUCCUGAACAUGACUGAAACUCACCCGCUGGCUAGCAAUGUCUCCAAUGUCACCAACAAAUGUUCACUGACCAAAACUGGCUUUCAGUUCUAUUACCUGCCUGCUGUCUACAUUGUAGUCUUCAUCACUGGAUUCCUGGGCAACAGUGUGGCAAUUUGGAUGUUUAUCUUUCACAUGAGGCCCUGGAGUGGCAUAUCUGUUUACAUGUUCAAUCUGGCACUAGCUGACUUCUUGUAUGUCCUGACUCUUCCUGUGCUCAUCUUCUACUACUUCAAUCAAACCGAUUGGAUCUUUGGAGACUUCAUGUGUAAGCUGCAGAGGUUCAUUUUUCACGUCAAUCUGUAUGGAAGCAUUUUGUUCCUCACUUGCAUCAGUGUGCACAGAUACACAGGUGUUGUGUAUCCCUUGAAAUCCUUGGGGAGGCUGAAAAAAAAGAACGCAGUAUAUAUCAGUGCCCUGGUCUGGGGAGUUGUGGUUGUUGCCAUUUCACCCAUCUUCUUCUAUUCUGGGACUGAGGUAAGGAAAAUCAAAACCAUGGCUUGCUACGAUACAACGGUAGAUAACUAUCUGAGAAGCUACUUCAUUUACAGCAUGUGCACCACAGUCUUUUUAUUCUGCAUCCCAUUCAUACUGAUUCUUGGUUGCUAUGGAUUGAUAGUAAAAGCACUGAUUUACAAAGAUCUAGACAAUUCCCCACUUAGAAGAAAAUCAAUUUACUUGGUGAUAAUCGUGUUGGCAGUAUUUGCUGUCUCUUAUCUUCCUUUUCAUGUGAUGAAAAACUUGAAUCUACGAGCUAGGCUGGAUUUUCAGACUCCAGAAAUGUGUGCCUUUAACAACAGGGUUUAUGCCACUUACCAAGUAACUCGGGGUCUAGCGAGUCUCAACAGCUGUGUGGAUCCUAUUCUGUAUUUUUUGGCAGGCGAUACAUUUCGAAGAAGGCUCUCCAGAGCAACCAGAAAAGCUUCAAGACGAAGUGAGCUCAAUGUGCAAUCCAAAAGUGAGGAUAUGACUCUCAGUAUUUUAUCUGAGUGCAAACAGAAUGGAGACACAAGCUUGUGAAUUGUUAUUAAAUUUUUUUGCAAGCAAACGCUUUGCUCUGCUUUUCCUCAUCUUCGCAUAUUGUUUUUAACCCAUAUAGCACCCUUGUUUCAUGCAUUUUCAAGAAGACGUAACAACUGGACAA